Messenger RNA from Mycetomoellerius zeteki, 1707 nucleotides. It is a transcript of the gene hgo, whose product is annotated as homogentisate 1,2-dioxygenase. Lineage: Eukaryota; Metazoa; Arthropoda; Insecta; Hymenoptera; Formicidae. Gene Ontology annotation, biological process: L-phenylalanine catabolic process. Gene Ontology annotation, cellular component: cytoplasm. The coding region runs from base 58 to 1395 and encodes 445 amino acids. Gene Ontology annotation, molecular function: homogentisate 1,2-dioxygenase activity. The transcript is spliced from 8 exons. The record is from RefSeq and is a predicted model, not a curated record.
CCGUAUUUCUAGUCAAGAAAAGAAACGAUCUGUCUCCGAAAAAAAUCGCUACUCGUCAUGAAAGACGAGCUCAAGUAUCUCACGGGAUUCGGUUUUGAGUUCUCCAGCGAGGAUGAGCGCUGCCCAGGAGCACUACCCAUUGGGCAGAAUAAUCCACAGAAAUGUCCAUAUGGUCUUUAUGCCGAACAACUAUCGGGCACAGCGUUUACAGCUCCACGUAGUCAAAAUAAAAGAUCGUGGCUCUAUCGAAUAAGACCGUCUGUCGUUCACAACCCGUUUAAACCCUUCACUAGAGAUCGUGGUGUCGAAUCUUAUGUAAGAAACGAUUGGAACGAGACUUAUCCAAAUCCCAAUCAGCUAAGAUGGAAGACUUUUGACGUUCCGACUCGACGAGAUCCCGAAGUCGAUUUUAUCGAGGGUCUUCAUACUUUGUGUGGUGCCGGUGAUCCCAAGAUGCGCCAAGGCAUUGCGAUACACGUGUACUUGUGCAACGCUUCCAUGAAAGAUAGGGCAUUUUACAACGCCGAUGGCGAUUUUCUCAUCGUGCCACAGUUGGGUAUUCUGCAGAUUACGACAGAGUUCGGCAAGAUGCGAUGCGAACCAAACGAAAUAUGCGUUAUUCAGCAAGGAAUGCGAUUCUCCGUGACCGUCUUUGGUCCAAGCAGAGGUUACAUUUUAGAGGUCUUCGACAAUCACUUCCAGUUGCCAGAAUUAGGACCGAUAGGAGCAAACGGCUUGGCGAAUCCAAGGGACUUUCAAACUCCUGUGGCUUGGUACGAGGAUCGUGAGAUUGAUUACGAGAUCAUAUGUAAAUAUCAGGGAAAGCUAUUUGUGGCCAAUCAAGGUCACAGCCCCUUUGACGUAAUUGCGUGGCAUGGCAACUACGUACCUUAUAAAUACGAUCUUAAUAGGUUCAUGGUUAUCAAUUCCGUCUCCUUUGAUCACUGCGAUCCCUCCAUCUUCACCGUGCUGACGUGCCCCACUAACAAACCUGGAACGGCUGCAGCCGACUUCGUGAUCUUUCCACCCCGAUGGUCCGUGCAAGAACAUACUUUCCGACCACCCUACUAUCAUCGAAAUUGCAUGAGCGAGUUUAUGGGCUUGAUAAAGGGUCACUACGAGGCAAAAGAGGAUGGUUUUUCUGCUGGUGGUGCAUCGCUACAUUCCAUAAUGACUCCGCACGGUCCCGAUAGACAGUGCUUCGAGGCUGCAUCCAAGAGCGAGCUGGUGCCAGAACGGAUCGCUGAUGAUAUGCAGGCAUUUAUGUUUGAAACCUCGUAUAGCAUGGCCAUGACACAAUGGGCUAGUAAGCUUUGCAAUAAGCUGGACAAUGAGUAUUACAAAUGUUGGCAGGAUUUACAGAAACAUUUUGAUCAUACUGAUAAGCAAACCUAAAUUGCUUAAUGUAAUGGUCUUUAUUGGAAAGAUUGAAUGCUAGAUCUUUACAAUUUUGAACUUUAUUUUUGUUGCCAUAUCUUCUUGCUUUUCUCUUGCUUUUUUUUAGUAUCACAUAACUGCAGAAUAUAAAAUUCAUUGUGUAAUAAAUAAAAGCUUAUUACUUUACGUUACUGUAUUUCACUGUGAUAAAACGUCCACAAUCCCAACAAAAAUUUUCACGUUCACGAGGAAAGCAGUAUAUAUAGCCAGCUCUCAAGAUAAAUCUUUAGCACUUCUUUUUUCCUCUCGUGGUAGAAAAAUCACUAAGAU